This is a messenger RNA of Glycine soja, 2231 nucleotides long. RefSeq names its product serine/threonine protein phosphatase 2A 57 kDa regulatory subunit B' beta isoform-like. Gene Ontology annotation, cellular component: protein phosphatase type 2A complex. Lineage: Eukaryota; Viridiplantae; Streptophyta; Magnoliopsida; Fabales; Fabaceae. The transcript has 2 exons. The record is from RefSeq and is a predicted model, not a curated record. Gene Ontology annotation, molecular function: protein phosphatase regulator activity. Bases 483 to 1943 code for a protein of 486 amino acids. Gene Ontology annotation, biological process: signal transduction.
AUAGAACAUCAUAAUUCAAAACCUAACUGUUUCCAAAAGCGAUUAUUGUAAUCUAUAAUCACUCACUUUCCACACUCUCUCUAAUCCCAUCCCUUAAUUAUCGUUCUUUCUCCUCUGUGUUGCGCCAUUCCUUUGUUCUCAGCUUCUUCUCCUUCGCCGGAACACUUCUCCGAACGAUCAAUUUUCCGGCAUUCUCUCCGGCGAUUCUUCUCCGAUUAUUCCUCACUCAGAUCCAUAGCUCUCACAAUCUCCGAACCACUUUUUUUCCUCUUCCAGAUCCGAAUCCCGGCGCGAAAAUCCGGGAAGAACGAACGAACCGUUCACCGUUGAUACAUGGAUUAGCAUCACCUCGAUGAAAACCUCUUCCACAAGCGUCUCACGAAACGAUUCGUUUUCCUCUUCCACAAAAUCACCACCAUCACCAUCACCAUCACCAUCAUCGUUCAGUCCUAGGGUUAGGGUUUUUUGCUCAGUACGACAAAAUGUUCAAGAAAAUCAUGAAAGGCGGGCACAAGAAGCCCGCUAAGUCCGACGCCAGCGAUCCGGUUCCGCCGCCGUACGCCGCCGCCAACCGUAGCGCUCCGGCGGCUCCCUCCGCCAAUGCCGUCUCCAACCACGCCUCGCGCAUCUCCUCGACCCCGCUGACACUCUCUUCCGGCGGCUCCAUCGAGCCGGUGCCGCUGUUCCGCGACGCUCCUGUCGCGGAACGCCAGAACCUCUUCCUCCGGAAGCUCCACGUGUGCUGCUACGUCCUCGACUUCUCCGACACGCUGAAGAACGUUAGGGAGAAAGAAAUCAAACGCCAGGCGCUCAUGGACCUCGUCGAUUUCAUCCAAUCCGGUUCCGGCAAGAUAAACGAGAAUUGCCAGGAAGAGAUGAUCAGGAUGAUCUCCGUCAACAUUUUCCGGUGCCUCCCUCCGGCGUCGCACGAAAACACCGGCCAAGAACCCACCGAUCCCGAGGAAGAAGAACCUUCCUUGGACCCUUCCUGGCCCCACCUUCAGCUCGUCUACGAACUUCUCCUCAGAUACAUUGUUUCCUCCGACACCGAUACGAAAAUCGCGAAACGGUACAUCGAUCACUCCUUCGUUCUUAAAUUGCUCGAUUUGUUUGACUCUGAGGACCCGCGCGAGAGAGAGUAUUUGAAAACCAUACUGCAUCGUAUAUACGGGAAAUUCAUGGUGCAUAGGCCCUUUAUUAGGAAAGCUAUUAACAACAUUUUUUACCGGUUUAUAUAUGAGACUGAGAGACACUCUGGCAUUGGGGAGCUUCUGGAGAUUCUCGGCAGCAUUAUUAAUGGGUUUGCCUUGCCCAUGAAGGAGGAGCACAAGUUGUUUCUUGUGAGGGCGCUUCUGCCUCUGCAUAAGCCGAAAUCGGUGGGGAUGUAUCAUCAGCAGUUGUCUUACUGCAUUACUCAGUUUGUGGAGAAGGAUUUCAAGCUCGCCGAUACGGUGAUCAGGGGGUUGUUGAAGUAUUGGCCGGUUACUAAUUGCCAGAAGGAGGUUCUCUUCCUUGGAGAACUUGAGGAGGUGCUGGAGGCCACGCAGGCCGCGGAGUUUCAACGUUGCAUGGUUCCUCUUUUUAGACAGAUUUCGCGCUGCCUCAAUAGCUCUCACUUUCAGGUUGCAGAACGAGCCCUCUUCUUGUGGAAUAACGAGCAUAUUGUGAGCUUAAUUGCCCAAAACAGGACUGUGAUACUACCGAUAAUAUUUGAAGCAUUUGAGAAAAAUAUUUCGAGUCAUUGGAAUCAGGCAGUGCAUGGACUGACCGUGAAUGUUCGCAAAAUGUUCCUGGAAAUGGACGCAGAAUUGUUUGAAGAGUGCCAGCGGAAGCAUGCAGAGAAAGAGGCUAAAGUCAAAGAACUAGCAGAGCAGCGGGAACUUAAUUGGAAGAGACUGGCAGAUGUGGCUGCACAGAACGGAGUGGAGGACAUGGUCACUUAGCCUUGUUAGUUUACUACCACAAGGAUGGUGAAUGUGCUCUUAUCCAUUUUGGUGCCAUUAUUUAUUGGUUUCUUUCUUUUCAGCCUAAUUUUUUUAUUUUUCCUCUUCUAUCUUAUUAUAUCAGUUGGAUCAUUAGCAAUUUUAAGAAAUCAGUGAUUAAUGUAACUUAUUGGAAGUUGUUAGCAAUGUCUGCAGAUUAAGAAUGUUUUGUGAAAUACUUUCUUGUAUUUUUCUCCUUUUAUAAAGAGAAAUACGGAAGAUUUUUCCCUUUUUUACUUUUCUUUUUCA